Molecule: messenger RNA, 2156 nt
Organism: Nematolebias whitei (Rio pearlfish)
Lineage: Eukaryota; Metazoa; Chordata; Actinopteri; Cyprinodontiformes; Rivulidae
Product: engulfment and cell motility protein 1
Source: RefSeq, a predicted model, not a curated record
GGCGUGUGUCCAAUCAGUGCAUAAGCUCAGAGAUCAACAUAAGUGAAGCAGAGCAGCUUGGCUGAUGCUCUUAGAGUCACAGAGGGAGAGGGUGGAAGGCAAAUGGAAAGACAAGAAAAUUAAUAUUAGCAGAUGGGAGAAGGGUAAAGUUAGACACAGUCUGUUUUAAUGAAAUAAAAUAUGCUUGUGUAGUGAUUCAAGCUGGACUGCAGGAGUUGAACGGGAAGGAAGAGGAAAGCCAAAAAGGAGGUGGUGCACGCGCCGCGUUGAAAGACGAGUUUACGCUUAUUGUGGCUCAAGCUAAGUGUCCACAAGCAGCCAGACUGCUCGUCUGAGGAACCGUCUGCUCCCUCCAUCUUUCCGACUGUGCUUCGUCUCCUGUCGAGAGCUACAAAGUCACUAUCUGGCAAAAGCACACGGCCAAGACAGAAGCCAUUGUGGAGAGCAUCAAACGACACUUGAAAGCAUGGAGGUGACAUGUAAGGAGCUGAGGGAAAAGAUCCAGCCGGAGAUCAUGGAGCUGAUCAAACAGCAGAGGCUCAACAGGCUGUGUGAGGGAACCUGCUUUAGGAAAAUCAGCAGUCGCAGGAGACAAGAUAAGUUUUGGUACUGCCGCCUGUCCCCGAAUCAUAAAGUCCUGCACUACGGAGAUCUGGAAGAGAGCCCUCAGGGCGAGGUUCCCCACGACUCUUUACAGGACAAACUGCCUGUAGCUGAUAUCAAAGCUGUUAUCACGGGCAAAGACUGUCCUCACAUGAAGGAGAAGGGAGCCCUCAAGCAAAACAAGGAGGUGUUAGAGCUGGCCUUCUCCGUCCUCUACGAGUCAGACGAAUACUUAAACUUUAUUGCUCCUGACAAACACGAGUACUGCGUGUGGACGGACGGUCUGAACGCCCUCCUGGGGAAGGAGAUGACCAGCGACUACACCAAAUCCGACAUGGACACCCUGCUCUCCAUGGAGAUGAAGCUCCGCCUCUUGGAUCUAGAAAACAUCCAGAUUCCCGAGGCCCCACCCCCGAUUCCCAAAGAGCCCAGCAACUACGACUUUGUUUACGACUGUAACUAGACGUGCGACUCCCCUCCCACCCCCAAAAUCUGCACCUUCAGUAGUCACUGGACCAAUCCCUCCUCCUCACGAGCUGGAACAAGAAAAACCUGUACGAUAUGAAACAAACUGUGGCUGAAGGAGGGACGUGUUUUACUUUUCUCUCUUUGCUUCUUGUUAGAUAUAUAAGAGGAUGAAACGGUGCAGAUCACCUGUUGCACCUGAGGGACUCAGGGGGUGUCAGUGCAGAGUUCCCAUGAAGAGGAGGAAGCAGGGAGUUCAUGUUGGACCCGUUCUUCAUCGUCCCGCUCAGUCCUCUUCACUCACUUUCCUCCUUCGUCUCGGCCCAGACUCCUGCUGGCUUUUUGCUUCUGUGGACAAACGCUUAGAAAUGUUCUUUUUCUUUUUUAAGUUUCAUGUUGUUUUAUUUUAUUUUUGUUUUUCCUCAGGGUUUUGUUUUGUUAGGAGUUGAUAUCAGGAUGUGCAGGUGAAGCGCAGGCUGGGAUUAAAAGUUACUUCCUGUUACAUUUCCACUAACGGUGGCAGCUAAGAGGCUGGAUUACACUCAACGGACCAAUCCUUCUUUAACAUACUCUCUCCUGUCUGCUCGGUCACGUUUCACGUGCACUGAAGACUGUUUCAGUCGUGUUACUGAACUCAUCGCUGCUCAUUUAUUCCAGUAUUUUUCCCCAUAAUGCAAAUGUAAAAUCAUCCCCGGCGGUAAAAGCCCACUCGCCUCUCCUGCACUCGAGUCUGUCGUUGUAAAAACUGCUGUACACAACAUUCCUGAGCAAUAUUUGAGCUUUUGUUUUGUCAUUUGUAAACUGAUCAUUUAGUAAUUUUGAAAUUGUGAAAAAAAAAAAAAAAGCCUGUUAACGUGUUUUUGGUCAAGGGAAGAUGAUUUUCUGUGUCGGAUUAUAUAUGGACACAAAAAUUUGAGUUUUUUUAUUUAAAGAAAGAUCAUGUUUUUUUUUUGUUUGUUUUUUUCUGGUAUCAUUUAUACAUUUCUCCUUUUUUUUUUUUUUAUUUAAUGCCUUCUGGGUUGUUUUCUGUAGGAUUUUUUCAAAGCCCCUGAAAACUGCUGUUUACAUUAAAACGUGGAGAGAAAAAA